AUGGAUACUGAAAGGCGUCAGCGGCUAUACGUGGCGUUCCAGAGCGGCGCGGCCAACUACACAUUCGACGUCCCGAUGACGGCCUGCGGAUCGCGCGCCAUCGCUGACGAGGGACGGGUCGGCUUCGAGAACACCAUCAUCAUACAGGCGGAGGAGGUGGUGCAGGAGGGCUGGGACACGGCGCGCCGGCUCAGCUGCGACUGGCCUGACCGUGUGGAGAAGCUGGUAACGUUCCGGCCGAUCGCCGUCCGUGCUCUGGAGGCCACCGAGGCGCGGUUCGCCGGUGACGACAUCACGUGCUGGAUGGACAUCCAGCUGGGCAGAGGUCCGUUCGCCUCCUCCGUGGACGGCAUUGUCCGGAUCGGCGAGCAGCUGACCGUGGUGAUCCUGGCACAGGCCACAGCCGGACAAAUGGACAUGGCCGUCACAAACUGUUACACCUAUGACGCGGAGAAUAUCAGCGACCCGCGCACCACCGUCCUCCAGCUCACCGAUGACCGCGGCUGUCUCCUUAAACCCAAAUUGAUGAACUAUUUCCGUAAAACUCGCCAAACCGGCAGCACAGGCGCCGAUAUUCUCUCGUUCGCCGCGAUGAGUGCGUUUAAAUUCCCGGACAGGAUGGAUGUGUAUCUGGCCUGUGAGGUUGAGUUCUGUAAGGACAGCUGUCAGCAGACCUGUGACAGUGAGGACGCUCCACGAGGACUGGAGGAGGACGCUGAGGAUUCUGAUGAGGACACUGAGGACUCAGAGGCGGACCGUCCCGAGCCGCAGCCCCAGCCAGAGCCGGCCAGUUUCUCUGCCCUGCGCCUGCGCGGCCGUCGUCCGUCGCCGCCGACCCUGCCGCCACCUUCUCGCGCCACGGAGGCUCCGUCUCGCGCCACGAUGCCUCAGUCUCAAGCCACGAUGGCGCAGCCCCGCGUCACAGAGGCACCAUCUCUUGCCAUGGAGGUGCCAUCUCGCGCCACGGAGGCCCCGUCUCGCGCCACGUUGGCUCAGUCUCGCGCCACAGAGGCUCCGUCCGAGCGCCCACCCCUCUACAACUACCACAACUGCUGCAACUACCACUACCACUGCCACCACCACUACCGCUUCCACGUCUACCACCACUACCGCCACUACCACUUCUACAGCCUCUACAACUACCUCUACUACUUCGACCACCACCACUACCGUCGUCAGCUCUAG
Amphibalanus amphitrite is the source of this 1185-nucleotide messenger RNA. RefSeq lists its product as uncharacterized. The record is from RefSeq and is a predicted model, not a curated record. The coding region runs from base 1 to 1185 and encodes 394 amino acids. The transcript is spliced from 4 exons. Lineage: Eukaryota; Metazoa; Arthropoda; Thecostraca; Balanomorpha; Balanidae.